UACAUGGACAGUUCGUGGAAGAGUGUGCUGUGAUAGAUAAACUAUAAUACUUAUUAAGUUUCGUUACGGUCUAUCAGUAUUGCUUUUGGUGUUAUAGCAAACAACAUGUCUGUCAGGCUUGGAUUCGUUUUGUUUUUAGUUCACAGUGCACUUUGUGAAGAUCAACUGUUGAAACCAUGUCACUCACAAGACAUAGACUGCCUCAGACAGACCACACAAACCUUCCUCGACAAAUCCAGUUCUGGUAUUCCACAGUUCAACAUUGUUCCUAUUGACCCCAUGGCCAUAGCUUCAAUAGAAGUACAGGUGGCUCCAGAAAAGACAGUUGAUCUUAAAGAAAUUGCUGUUACUGGACUGAAAAACCUACGCAUCGAUAACUUCACGAUGGACCUCAGCACAAGGUCUGUAGCGUUAGCAAUGGAUGCUGAAGCAAAUGUACAGGGUCACAUUUCAGUAAACGAUAAGGAUUCAACACCUUUUUCUGGUAAAAUAGCUGGAUUGCAGACGGCACACUACACGUAUGAGUUGAUCAAGAAUGACAAAGGAGUCGAAUUCUUUAAAGUCGGUCCCGUGACCAUCGAUUGUAAUCUGAAACAAAAACCUGAACUGAAUGUGAGCGAAGUCGUAUCAAAGGCUUUAUUUAGUGGUAAUGACGAUUCAGAUGACGAGAUCAAAAAGAAACUGGCUUGCGAGACGUUUCAAAUUGCGUGUGGCAGAGUAAUAAGCAACUUGAGAACCAUCGCCACUCUCUAUCCGAAGAAUGCGUUUUUCACCAACCUUUGAGUUUGUUGUUUCCAAUAAACUAUAAUUUAUGCUAACAAACCCUUCUUGUAUUCAAAUUGAA
Molecule: messenger RNA, 844 nt
Organism: Pectinophora gossypiella (pink bollworm)
Lineage: Eukaryota; Metazoa; Arthropoda; Insecta; Lepidoptera; Gelechiidae
Gene: hJHBP
Product: juvenile hormone-binding protein-like
Exons: 5
Coding region: 106-783 (225 amino acids)
Source: RefSeq, a predicted model, not a curated record